GGGGCGGUGGGGUGGGGCAGGGCCGAGGGCUAGCGCGCGCUCGGUUUGCAGAAUCAAUAUUUCGGGAACUUUGCUCGCUCAGCUUCCGCGGCGCCAGGCUCAUCAUCACUGGAAUCCCAAUGCCUUGCUUUGCUGGUACGUCCGUUCAUUCUGCCCUUCAUUCUGUCAUUCAUCCGUCCAUUCCCCCUCCCUUGCCCCUCGCCAAACAAACAAACAUCUCUCCGCAUCCCUCUCCCUCCUCAGGCCAGCCAGACGCCGUCAUUUCCCCCCCUCAUCUCAACCCUCCUCGGGCAGUUGGUGCUACUAAAUUGGGAUUGCCUGGAAAUGUACCUGCUCACUGCUUCCGGCUAGCCCGGGCCCGGCGUGCUCUGCAACUGCAGCGUGGUGGGGUGGCCCAAGCCCGGCCGCCGAGCCCGCAACGUUGUGCCUGCUCCCCUCCUGCAAUCAAUCACACAAUGCGCGCCAGAGUCAUGAUCAUCAUCGUCCGCCCGCCGGCGCAGAUUGACUUUUUUUGCUUGCUGCUGACCGAGCCUCGCAAUCUGCCCCGGUCGCGGCGAUGAUGGAAAAGGCAAGUCCAAGGUGGGCUUUGCGUAUCUUUUUGUCAGCCUCACCACUUCACUUUGCGCACACUGGCAAUGCUGCCUUUGUGCACUGGUCAUCGCCUCUUCCUUUGUUCCUCGGCCCCCUUUUCCGACAUUCCACGUCAAUGUCUUAGCUUCCAUGCUACAAAUUCGACGACUUGUUUCGUGUCGUUGCGUGAUGGCCUGGCGGCUGCUCUAACAGCCACCCAUUGGUCCAUCGCCACCUCCCGCCCGAUCCGUGAAGCACCGUUUGAUUGGCUUUGCAACGGUCAGGUACAGCGACACUGUGCACUCCAUGUCCCGAUGAUAUCAGAGGAAAGCAAGGCGCCAAAAGCCGACGGAUUGAUUGCUUGCUUGCUUUUCGCCACGUGAAAACAACGC
Neohortaea acidophila is the source of this 962-nucleotide messenger RNA. RefSeq lists its product as uncharacterized. The record is from RefSeq and is a predicted model, not a curated record. The coding region runs from base 120 to 560 and encodes 146 amino acids. The transcript has a single exon. Lineage: Eukaryota; Fungi; Ascomycota; Dothideomycetes; Mycosphaerellales; Teratosphaeriaceae.